AUGGCGUGUCAAAGUCACUCACAGGGUCCUUCAUUCACUUGGUGGAACAAAAGGCAUGGAUUGGCAAAAAAUUUUGCGCGACUGGAUAGGGUGCUUGCUAACCCGGACUGGAGGUCUCAGUCCCCGGAAGCUCUUGUGACAUACCUUCCACGUCUCCACUCGGAUCACUCCCCUUCUCCACUCGGAUCACUCCCCUCGUCUACUCCAAUUGGCUUGCUUGAAGACUUAAUCACAGGUUCUAAAAAUAUGGUGGAGCGUAUCAAAACAUGGAAUCGGGAAAGCUUUGGAAAUUUAUUCGGUCGCAAGAAGCAGCUGAAAGCAAGAAUCCAUGGACUCCAGUGUAUUCCAAUCCAUAACCGCUUCCACCAACUGGAAUUACUUGAAGCACAUCUGCUUGCAGAAUACACCAAAAUUCUGAUACAAGAGGAAAUCUUCUGGUUGCAGAAAUCAAGAGUUCAAUGGCUUCAACACGGUGAUCGCAAUUCACGCUUUUUUCACCUCUCACGGACGCUUGAUGGGUCUUGGGUGUGUGAUGUUUCCCAGAUUAAGGACAUGGUUUGCGCUUAUUUCAAGAUCCUCUUCUCAUUAGAACCUGCGAACCACACUGCUUUGUAG
Messenger RNA from Hibiscus syriacus, 615 nucleotides. RefSeq lists its product as uncharacterized. The record is from RefSeq and is a predicted model, not a curated record. Bases 1 to 615 code for a protein of 204 amino acids. The transcript is spliced from 3 exons. Lineage: Eukaryota; Viridiplantae; Streptophyta; Magnoliopsida; Malvales; Malvaceae.